AUGGCGGAUGAAAUCACCGAGCUUUUGGACACGGACAAGUUGUAUCUAAAACAAAUACGAUAUUUGGAGGAGCAGCUGGAGAAAUGCCAGACCAAAUGCGAAGAGCUGGAGAACCAAGUCCAGGACCUGCUGUACGAGCAGCGGGUGCUGCGCAAGGACAAGGCGGACGUGACACGCUACCUGAAGCGCUCGCUGGACGCCAAAGACAAGAGAGUGGAGAUGCUGAUGGAGCAGGUGGAGAGCCAGCAGGAGGCGGCGGAGCGUCAAAAAAAAUGUAUGGAGCAGCUGGAGGCCACGGUACAGCAGCUGGAGGCGCGCAUCCAGGAGCUCAACAGUGAAAUCUGCGCGCAAGUGGAGAAGCUGGAGGCUCAGGCCGGGCAGCUGGUGGCUCUGGAGGAGAAGCUGUUGAAGCAGAAGCAGGACCAGGAGGCCUCCGUCCGUCACCUCAAGGAGGAAGCCGAGCGAGACAAGACCAACAUGAUCGCCAAGACCAUGAGGAACAUGGAGGUGGUGUUUGAGGACCAGAUGGGCAAGGUGCUGCAGCAGGAGCGGGAGGAGAACAGCGAGAAGAUGCUUCAGCUGAAAAACAUGCUGGGAGAAAACAUGACCCUGUGGGAGGAGAAGGACGUAAUGCAGAAGAGAGAGCUGGAACUCUACUGCGAGGUCAGCCGACUCCAAGAGGAGCUCGUCAAGAAGCCCAGACGCAAGCUCAUCCGCAGGAAGUGAGCAAUCGUGUCAAAUGAUCUUCUACUGAACUUUCAAAAAGAACUGUUAACCUGCUGGAGCAACAACAAAGUCGAUAGGACCAAGAGGCGUAACGACACGUCAUGUUCACGGUGGCCUCCAGCAAGACAACGUUGUGAAAGAGCUCCGCAUGUUAUCUCACUGCCUUCAAACUCCAAAAGUGUCAUGAAACGACUUGAAAAACUGUCAUGGAAACUCCAUAAGUUCUCAUAAAAACAGCAGAAACUGUCAAGCUACUCAAUUAGCUAGCUGAUAGACAAAGCAACACAAAAUGAAAUACUACAUAACACUAACACACACGCGAUGGCGUGACAUGGUGUCGAAUGAUUGUAGCUUAGAUUACAGUGAGACAAACACAAAGAUUCCGGAAUGUUCCGUAAAUAUUGAGGCAUUUGGGAAGUGGAAUGAUAAGACCACCCAUCAGCUCCUUGCAAGCAAACAGAAAACCUUGCAAGAUGCGAGUAGACGCAUACACGUAUGACAAUACACGACAAAAUUAAAAACUACACAACAGAUGAUACCAAAAAAAUGCCACACUUUAUUUCACUAGAUAACAUUACACUCAAUUACAAUGAAAGAGGAGCUGCGGCUGAAGUUGGCUGUAAACGCACCCACAGUGGCGCAGCCUGCCCACUGAUGCGCUGGCCUGCGCUCAUCUCUAUAUUUACCAAAACUGGCCUAACAUCCAACAAGCCAGCUCUGAAUCUACGUGACAAAAAUCAGUGACACAACGUGA
Messenger RNA from Syngnathus typhle (broad-nosed pipefish), 1480 nucleotides. RefSeq names its product cilia and flagella associated protein 157 (gene cfap157). The transcript is spliced from 5 exons. The coding region runs from base 1 to 726 and encodes 241 amino acids. The record is from RefSeq and is a predicted model, not a curated record. NCBI's taxonomy places the organism in Eukaryota, Metazoa, Chordata, Actinopteri, Syngnathiformes, Syngnathidae.